GGCGGCUCCGGGGAUAGCGGCCUGAGCGGGCCGCUCCUCCCUUUGAAGCGGUUUUGCACCUCUUUACGCCCGCGGCGUCGGCGCUCACGCAGGGGCGGGUCACAGCGGCGCGGAGCGGGUCGGGCGGGAAGGGACGUCGUGGCGGCGGUGGCGGCAGGUCCAGCGGUGGCGGCGCGGCCGGCAGGAGCGGGGUGCUGGCGGUCAGGCCGUGGGAGACAUGGGAGAGCCGGGGCCGGAGAUCGUAGAGUCUGUCCCUCCAGCGGGGCCUGAGGCGUCGCAGUCGACGACGGAGGAAAACGAAGAUGACAUUCAGUUUGUUAGUGAAGGACCAUUGAGACCUGUUCUUGAAUACAUUGAUCUGGUCAGCAGUGAUGAUGAAGAGCCUAGCACCUCUCAUAGUGAUAGAAUGCCUGAGUCUAAGGUGCCAUCCUCUGAGAAUCAUCGCCCAGAAAUGUGCUCUAGCUGCAGUGUUCCUCUUCUCAUUGGAGACAGCAGCUCCUUCUCUGGGAGUUGCACCAGCAGUCCACAAAGGAUAGUUUCUCAGUCUUCUCCUGUUGAGAACCCAGUGGAGAACCAGAAAAAUGAUCAAAAUAAUUCAGAUUUUAAGAUCUCUGAGACAGAGACACUUAAACCAUCACAGAAUUAUCAUACUCUGUCUUCAUCUCCACUUCUGGUCCCCCAGGAAUCUCUUGCCUCUUCAGAGGUCAAGGGGAAUUUACCUAUAGAGUCUUCUUCAGCUUCACAGCAUGGACAGGAUGCCAUCCUCUAUCUCCAGACACAAGUGGCUGAGAUGUCCCGAGUGAUACGUGAUCUGCAGUCCAGAAGCUGUUUUAGAUUUCAUCAUUCUAGGCCAAGUGAGAACUCCUCAGUUCCUUGGGACAUCUCCACCUCCAGGGAAGAAAAUUUAUCCACAGUUGACGAAGAAGCUGACUGCAAAUCUCCCUCAACUGAUGGCAAAGGGCAGCCAACUGACCCCAGUCAAUCUAGUUUUACAGGUCUUUUGAAGAGAAUGGAACAAAGAGGUGUUAUAAAGAGAGUAACAUUACAAUCUGAAGCAGAAUCUUGUGAAGGGAAGCCUGAUUAUGUGACCUCUAAGAAACGUUUGGUUCCUCCAUUGCAUCCUCUUCUCAGAAUUGCCACCACUGAGGUUUUUAAAGACCCUGCUGAUUGCCAUCCUUCUUCCUUCAUGGGACACAGGGUAUAUCCUGUGGCCAGGGAUACCUCUCCUUUCCAGCCAAAUCCGCCAGCUGAGGGCCCCAUUGUAGAAGCGUUAGAGCACAGCAAAAGAGGAAGCACAACAUCCCUUCUAGAUUCUACCUCAAAAGAAAUGGAGGUCAUGGGUUGUAGAUUCUACCAUGCUGCUUCUAUUGCAGCCCGAGCUGCUAGCUACAUGGCCUAUAUGACUCAAUAUCAGCGUAAACUCUGGGAAGACAUGGAGGAUCUGGUCCAUGACCCAGAGUUUGAUCGUGGAAAAGCAAGAUGUAUAAUAUCUGACGGUAUGGAUGCGGGCCUUUGGCAGCUUUGUACUACUAGGGACAUAAUGGACUCUGUAGUCAGAGUUAUGGCCAUGGCAAUAGACUACAGAAGGCAAGCCUGGCUCCGACUUACAUCUCUCAGUAAGAAAACCCAGGAGAAGAUCUCACACUUGCCCUUUGAUGGUACUUCCCUCUUUGGACAAGAUGUGAAUGCUGUUGUUGCAGAAGAAAACAGUAUAAGGGAAAGUGACUAUAAAGACCACAACAAAUACUAUAACCAACAUCGAUACUUUUAUAGUCAUGAUCAGAAAGCACAUUAUCACAAUAGAGGAUACACUAAAGGAGAUUGGUACAAACCCCGAAACCACCCGUAUAGAUAUAGAAAAAAGGGAGAAUCUCCAGAACGCCAUGGGUACAAGAAUUAAUAACCUGUUCAUGUUCAGCAGCAUAGUUAUCCAAGAUCCUGUUUUACUUGCUCCUCCUCCCUCAAACAGGAUCUACAGGUAGAAAGUCACCUCGAAAACUGAAUGUAUGUCUGGAAUUAUCACAGCUGACAUUUGAAUUCUAGACUUUUGGAAUGAAGUAUAUAAUAAAGGACUCAUGCUUUAUUGGCUAAAUGAACAGUAGAGACUGUAAUCUAAGUAGGGGUGGACAAAGAUUUACCCAUUAUUUCUGGUCCAAAAUAAGUUCAGAGGAAGGUACUCAGGAAUCUGAAUCCUCUUGCGAUUAAAGAAAAAUAUAAAGAUUUGUCCCUCAGGAAAAUAAUACUGGUAAACUGAGGGCUAGCAGAUUUUGGAUCUGGAAAUAACCUACUACUAAAUCUCUGUUUACUAACACCAGAGGCAAAUCCUUCGUUUUUAGGUUAUCAGUGCUUCUUUGUUCAGGCUUCAGCUUGUCGGAUCUUCACAAAAUGAUAAAUCUGUUAUAAUCUGUUUAUGUCGGGAUGAUCACCUCAUCAAGAGUCAAUGCCACUCUCAAGCUCUGUGAGACUUCAAAAUCAACCGUGAAGCUGUAUGUCGAGAACUGGAAUUCAAAUCAAAUUUUGCCAAAUCCAGUUUGCCUUCAGUGAGGUAGCUGGAUGUCACAGGUCUACUGUGGACACCAGCUGGAAGACUUUCCUACCUAUAAUAUCGCUGUAGAAAUUUUCACAGUGACUAUCUUCGUUAAGACUGGUGGCUACUGUAUCAUCACUGCUCAAAGCUGCAUUUGAGAGAAUUCUUUGUUGUCAUCACUCCUAAAUGUUUGACCUGUCAAGCUGUCAUGUAUCAACAAGCUGUGAGACCCAGUCAUGGUGUUCUCGCAGGAUAAUCUGGGCCUUUCACCAAGGUGACCUUCUGAACAGUUAACUUUUUUGAGCUUGAUAAUUCAUCAUACUCUAAAGACAAAAAAGAUAUGCACAUUAGUGCCCUGGAAAUAAAGGAUGUUACGCUGUCCAGGCAUGCAAAUCUGAACUCUCAAAAGAGCAAGAAUUCCAAACAUGCCUGACAAUCUGGUCCUCUUACUGUAAUAAAGAGAGAUGCCAUCAAUCUAGAUGUUAUUGAGAAAUCCUUAAGAUUUAGAGUAUAACUGUGGAUGUAGUAAAGAGAAUAUCUCACACAGUUCUGUUUCUGGAUAACUAUUAAAAUGAUGAUAUCCAUUAUUGAUUUCUUGAAAGUUUCAAAUCAAGACUUCAGUGACAUGUUCUUGGUUUAUUGGUCCCUUAAUCUAGUCAGACUCUUUCCAAGAGAGAACUACUUAUCUUUUUGCUCCCUAUUUUGGUUCCAUUAAUAGUUCUCUUCCAUUCUAGAACUGGCAGCAGAUACCUCAAUUAUAAUGUCUUACAGUAUCUUUGUAAUCUCAAGGCAGUGGCCGUGUGGUAUACCAGCCCUUAGAUCCUUGCCUUUGCAGCAUGACUUCAGAAAUGGAGAAAAUGUGAAGUUAGAGGGGUCUCAAUACGUCACCUAGUAUUAUUUGCUUGGUGGCCAAAAAAAAUUUUUUUAAUUACGGACUUACAAUUUUGUAACUUCUUGGUUUGUCAGACAUCUGCAUUUUCUCAUCUGCUUGAUCAGAGUAUUUUAAGUCUACUGUUACUAGAAUUAACACUGUUUUAGGGUUCAUGUGGUUUCUCUUUGUUGCCAUAGUUCCUGCACAGUGGUAAUGGACAUUUUCCCUGGAGCCCCACUUUUUAAUAGUUUAUUGGAAGCUCAUUCCCCCUCCGCAUCAUGACCAUGUUCAGCACCCUUUUUAUCUACUUUUCUUCCUCUCCCUAUUAGUGCUAUGGAGGUUGAAGAUGCAAAUUUCCGCACUUGGAAGAAGUUAUUUUAUUUUGUUAGGUAAUUUCAGGGUACUGUAUUGGUCCUGUUUGUAGAUUGAGCCUAAACUACAGUCUUGAUAGAGAAGAUCAUCUUUCACAUUUGGUCAAGUCAUAUCUAGAGUUAACAUUUACCUUUAUUUUUCUAUAUUUUCUGCAAAGUUUUAUUUCUGCUUUUUUAGGUCCAUGCCAGUGCUCUCGAAACUGUCUUUCAAAUUGAACUCUGAGAGCAUUGAUUACCUGAAAGGAAACAAGGUGCUCAGAAACCAUACAAAGGUUCUUAUAGUUCAUGGCAUACUUGAAUGAUGAUGGUGUUAUAAAACUAAAAAUGGGGGCUUGGUCUAGAGAGACAACCUUAAUAGCAUAUGGAACUGAUAAUUAGUCAAAUAAUGUUUUCGUAUUGUGCCUGCUGUGUGCAGAGCCUGCAACAAAGUUCUCCAUUAAGCCAACCUCAUGUUUAAAUACCUAUAAGUUUAUUUGGAGGCCUUGGAAUAAUUGCAAGUUUAAUGAUUCGGUAUUCUCAAAAAGGGAUGCAUCUAAUGAUCCUUUUUCUUCAAAAUGUUAUUUCUUAACUAGACAAAAUGUAUGUGGAGACAACAUGAUUUCUUGUAGUUAAUGUGUACAGAGAAAUACUGUUUUCAUUAAUUGUUAUAUGAAGUGCCUUUUUAAAUUUCACCUAAUUGUUUAAAACUUAACAUUUUGAUGUCUUGCAUAUGUUGCUGGUGAUAUUUAUGUGAAUUCUGUACAGUGAUUUUAAUCUUCUAGUUUAUUCACCAUCUGUACAAUUGCACUAUCUACUCUCCUUCUGAACGUUAAUUUGUUUUCUUUAUAGCACUCUUGAUCCAUUUCAGAAGAUUGUAGAGUAUGCCCCUCCCCCGUUAUUUAAAUAACUUCACAGUAGUUCUUUUUACUUACUAGUGAUUAGCUCAGUUUUCUGGGCAUUAAGGCAGCUUUGUUUUCUAUCUGUAGGUUCUGGGUUUUCUGAUUGAGUCAUUUGUCUCAUAUCUAACCUUGUUCUUGACCAUGGUAACACACCUUAUAUUUGAUGAGUGGAUGUGUUUACUUGGUAAGAAGAAACAAGGAUAUUAGGAGAAAGCAGUAAAUUUGCUGACACUUUAUAUAUAUAUAUAUAUAUUUUAGACUGUGUGAUAGCUUAUCAGUGUAAUUGCAUUUAAACUUUUUUUUUUUUUUUUUUUACUGUGUGGCAGCUUCUUUAUCAGUAUAAUUCCAUUUAUUUACUUAGCCCUCAAAAUGGUAUUUUGAGGGGAGCAUAAACUCUUUCAGGCUACUUGGAUUCAAUUUAGUAUAUUAUAUUAGUACUAUGCUAAUAAUUUACUGAAUGAUACCUAAGUGACCUGAUUGAUAAUGUCCUUAAGGGCCCAGUAUACCCAGGAUAACCUCUCAGGUACUAUAAACAAGGAGGUUGGAAUAGACAUAGUCCAGAAUCCCUUCUAGUAUAAAAUUGGGUAGAGUUAAAUGACAUGGAUGAACAGAGUUAAAUGCCACAUUCAGUAUUCUUGAGGAUCUAAUUAAUUGACUGGGAUUCUGAUGAAGGUUAGAAAUUACGGUUGAGAUCUUUGUAGAAAUACUUUAAAGAUUGCAAUAACUGAAAACCUUUUUUUUUUUUUAAAUGUGAGGCAUAUUUUUUGCCCCAGACUUGCACUGUUUAGGUUCCCUUUUGAAAUUUACUGUUCUUAAUGUUAGCGGCUAGUCCAAUAAUUGAUUUUCAUAUCUGUAUGCAUCGUAUGCAUGUCAUUCAGUUAGCCAGAUCCAUUUUAUAUGGUUUUUCCUUAGUGGAUACACAAACCACUCAGUUUUUCACUUUUCACUUAAGAAUAUUUACAAGUGGAAGUUAUCAGUAAACUGAUGAUGAUCACUAUUGAGUGCAAAUCUUUUAGUUAUUUUUCCAGAUAUAACGAGUUUUGUAAGCCAUUAAAAUAGUCUUUUGUGGAAUUUCCCUUGCUGGAUGAAUGAUGAGAAUAUUGUUUAUUAAAUCUUUUUUUCUCUUAUUGAUUAGUGGGAUGAUAUUUUUGUACUACUUUGUCUUUUUGUUUGCUUGACUUUAUAGUUUGAAAACUUGUAUAGUAGUGUUUGGUACCAUUGAGAUAUCUUAUUACUUGGAAAUUAUGUUUGCUUCCAGUGGGAUAUAUCUGGAAGUGGUCACAGUCCAACCAUGUCCUUUUGAUGUUAGCAUAUCAGUUAUUUUAUUCUUUGUAUUGAUCUUUUCUUCCCCUUUAUAUAUCACCUCUUUGUAGAAGGACGUCUGAUCUUCCCUUAAUCUCUUUGAUGUAGAUUAUAUUUUUUAUUCUACCAGUAUAUACUGCCCAGGAUUUUGAUGUGGCUUUGUAUUUGUAUAUUUAAAUACAAUGCCUUCAGCGUUAUUGUAAGAGAUUUUCUAGUUUUCUCUUAUAAAUGUUCUCUUUAAAAAAAAGAAGUAGCCAGUCCAGUCUCUCAAACUGUUACCUGGCUAUUGAACUUUCUUCAAUUUUUAAUGCCUUCUUGUUUAGAGGUAGUAGUAUUUUCUCGUUUCUACGUAUUCUUCACACAAAUGUAUUAUUACGUGCAGUUUAUGGUGAGUUGCAUCUAUUCUCUCUCAGAAAAAUUUAAGCCCAUCACCGUGAAUUUAUAGUACAGCUCUAACAUAUACCGUAUCUUAAAAGUUAACCAGUUUUCUCUAAGUCUUAAGGCCUUCACUGGGUUUGUUGAGGUAACUUUAUAUUUCAAAUGGUCUUUUGGAUUUUCUGAUACCUUGUCAGAAUUCAAGAGUUCUCAAGUUGUCUGUACUUUCUUU
Messenger RNA from Diceros bicornis minor, 6556 nucleotides. It is a transcript of the gene ZNF451, whose product is annotated as zinc finger protein 451. The transcript is spliced from 4 exons. Gene Ontology annotation, biological process: regulation of transcription by RNA polymerase II. The record is from RefSeq and is a predicted model, not a curated record. NCBI's taxonomy places the organism in Eukaryota, Metazoa, Chordata, Mammalia, Perissodactyla, Rhinocerotidae. Gene Ontology annotation, cellular component: nucleus. Bases 218 to 1900 code for a protein of 560 amino acids. Gene Ontology annotation, molecular function: DNA-binding transcription factor activity, RNA polymerase II-specific; sequence-specific DNA binding.